Betta splendens (Siamese fighting fish) is the source of this 6031-nucleotide messenger RNA. It is a transcript of the gene prex2, whose product is annotated as phosphatidylinositol-3,4,5-trisphosphate-dependent Rac exchange factor 2. Gene Ontology annotation, molecular function: protein binding; guanyl-nucleotide exchange factor activity. NCBI's taxonomy places the organism in Eukaryota, Metazoa, Chordata, Actinopteri, Anabantiformes, Osphronemidae. The transcript has 41 exons. The record is from RefSeq and is a predicted model, not a curated record. Gene Ontology annotation, biological process: intracellular signal transduction. Bases 334 to 5157 code for a protein of 1607 amino acids.
CUGUGGAGAGGCAGGAUUAGGAUGAAGAUCUCAGGAAGGAGUCACAUGGACCCAACUUUUUAACUCUGUCCACUGGUUGUGCUCUCACGCUGUGUGGGAAAGUGUCUGGCGCUGUUGUGUAACUUCCAUCUCAGCGUCUGUUUUGUUUUAGCUCAUUCGUUUUAUUACUCGCCUCACUUUUUCUUGCGCUAUCAUUCAGGAUUUCGGCGACUUUGUUGUUUUUAACCGUUCGUGCUCCGUUGAGACCUUUGGCUCCUGCUGCAAACCUCACACCAUCACCGCUGACCUCCGGCUGAUGAUGCUGCUUGAUUCACUGAAGGAAACAAAGUUUGCAUGCAUUUACUCGCAAUGACCGACGACAGCAGAACUGAACACAGAGCGGAAAGCGGGAAGGACGUGGAGAAACAGCUCCGCUUGCGGGUGUGCGUCCUCAACGAACUUCUCAAGACUGAACGGGACUACAUCGGCACGCUCGAGUUCCUGUCGGUGUUCCUACAUCGUCUCAACCAGUAUGCAGCGACCAAAAUCGACAAGAACGUCACGGAGGAAACGGUUAAGGUUUUAUUCUCCAACAUCGAGGAGAUUCUGGCACUGCACAAAGACUUCCUGUCCAUGGUGGAGGAGCUGCUGCAGCCGGACCCUCACGCUCACCACGAAGUCGGCCGCUGCUUCUUGCACUUCAGGAGCCGUUUCCAGAUCUAUGAUGAAUACUGUGGGAACCACGAAAAGGCCCAGAGGCUGCUGCUGGAGCUGAAUAAGAUCAGGAGCGUCCGAACGUGUUUACUGAACUGCAUGUUGCUGGGAGGCAGAAAAAACACAGAGGUCCCUCUGGAGGGUUACCUGGUGGCUCCCAUUCAGCGGAUCUGCAAGUACCCGUUGCUGCUCAGAGAGCUGCUGAAGCGGACGCCUAAGAAGCACAACGACUACGCCCUGGUGCAGGAGUCCCUGCAGGUGAUGAAGGCCGUGUGCUCCAGCAUCAACGAGGCCAAGAGGCAGAUGGAGAAGCUGGAGAUCCUGGAGGAAUGGCAGUCCCACAUAGAGGGCUGGGAGGGCUCCAAUAUCACGGACACAUGCACGGAGAUGCUCAUGCAAGGCGUCCUGCUCAAGAUCUCGGCCGGAAACAUACAGGAGCGGAUCUUCUUCCUGUUUGACAAGCUCCUGGUCUAUUGCAAGAAGAAAAACAGGCGUUUGAAAAACACCAAAGCAUCCACGGAGGGUCCUCGCUACCUGUUCAGAGGGAGAAUCAACACGGAGGUGAUGGAGGUGGAAAACGUGGACGACGGCACAGCUGACUUCCACAGCAGCGGGAACAUAGUGAACAACGGCUGGAAGAUCCACAACACGGCCAAGAACAAGUGGUUCGUCUGCAUGGCCAAGACCCCCGAGGAGAAGCAGGAGUGGCUGGAGGCCAUUAUGAAGGAGAGGGAGUGGAGGAAAGGUCUGAGGCUCGGCAUGGAGCAGGACACAUGGGUGAUGGUGUCAGAGAAGGGAGAGAAGCUUUACCACCUCAUGACCAAAGGCAACCUCAUAAAGGACCGGAAACGCAAGCUCAGCACCUUCCCCAAGUGCUUCCUGGGAAGCGAGUUUGUGUCUUGGCUGAUGGAAGUCGGGGAGACGGGGAACCCAGAGGAAGGGGUCCAUCUGGGUCAGGCUCUGCUGGAGAACGGCAUCAUCCACCACGUCACAGACAAGCACCAGUUCAAACCCGAGCCUGUCCUGUACCGCUUCCGCUAUGACGAUGGCACCUACCACCCCCGGAGUGACAUGUAUGACGUCAUAUCCAAGGGUGUGCGACUCUUCUGCCGCCUUCACAGCCUCUUCAAUCCUGUCAUCAGGGAUAAGGACUAUCAUUUACGGACCUACAAAUCGGUAGUAAUGGCCAACAAGCUCAUAGACUGGCUCAUUGCACAGGGCGACUGCCGAACCAGGGAGGAAUCCUUGAUCUUGGGGGUGGAGCUGUGUGACAAUGGCUUCAUGCAUCACGUGCUGGAGAAGAGUGAAUUCAGGGACGAGCCCUUGCUGUUCCGCUUCUUCGCCGACGAGGAGAUGGAGGGCUCCAACACCAAGCACAAGCCCAUGAAACACGACCUGAAGAUAAUCGAGAACGUCAUCUCCAAGUCUCUCCUGAUAAGACCCAGCGAUGGAGGCUACGGCUUCACCCUGGAGGAGAGGAACCGAGUGGCCAUCGUCAAAGCCGUGGAGAAAGGCUCCCCCGCCGAGAUGGCUGGCCUGGAGGUUGGAAAGAAGUUGUAUGCCAUAAACGGGGAUCUGGUGUUCCUCAGACCUUUCUCUGAAGUGGAGGUUCUCCUCAGACAGUGUUUUAACAGCAAGGGGCCCCUCAGGGUGCUGGUUAGCACCAAGCCAAGGGAGACCGUGAAGAUCCCGGACUCGGCGGACGGGUUAGGAUUCCAGAUUCGCGGCUUCGGCCCAUCUGUUGUCCAUGCCGUUGGACGAGGCACGGUGGCCGCCACCGCCGGCCUCCAUCCGGGUCAGUGCAUCAUUAAGGUGAACGGCAUCAACGUGAGCAAGGAGAGCCAUGCCAGCGUCAUCGCUCAUGUCACUGCCUGCAGGAAGUACCGGCGGCCCACACAGCAAGAUACUAUUAAAUGGGUGUAUAACAACAGUGAAAGCGCCCAGGAGGACAAGCAGAAAAGCAACCGGAAACCCGCCCUCGAGGAGAACGGGGAUGGCUUUGACUGCAAAGUGGAAGAGGUGAUGGACAAAUUCGACACGAUCGCCAUCAUCGACGGGAGGAAGGAGCACGUGAGCCUGACGGUGGACAACGUGCAGCUGGAGUACGGCGUGGCCUACGAGUACGACAGCACGGCGGGCACCAAGUGCCACGUGCUGGAGAAGAUGAUCGAACCCAAGGCGUUCUUCAGCCUCACCGCCAAGAUCCUGGAGGCGCUGGCGCGUAAUGACGACACGCUGGUGCAGACGUGUGCCAGGCUGACGUCCGGCUGCGACGUGAUCCCCGAGGAGCUGCGGCUCCGCUUCAGUGCCAUGUGUGGCGAGAGGGUGGAGCACAUCCACCGGCGCAUCACCAACUACAGGAAGUUUGCUCGCGUGCUGAAGAACAGAGCGUGGCCCACCUUCAAGCAGGCCAAGGCCAAGGUGUCCCCCCUGCACAGCAGCGACUUCUGCCCCACCAACUGUCACAUAAACGUGAUGGAGGUCUCCUACCCCAAGACCAGCAGCUCCCUGGGCAGCGCCUUGGGCGUGCAGCUGGACAGCAGGAGAGGCACCAUGGAGAAAGGAGGCCGCAGCAGUGCAGAGGGUAAGUUGAACCCCAUGGUUCACGUCCAGCACACCAUCACCACCAUGGCUGCACCGUCGGGUCACAGUCUGGGCCGGACCGAGGGACACGGCCUCCGCUUCCUCCUCCGAGAGGAGGACCUGCUCACCCUGGACGCGUAUCAGAAGCUUCUCUACAAACUAACCACCGUCGUCAAAGAGAUGGAGAUACACGGCGCCCACAUUCACGACCUCCUGUCCUCCAUCACCCACCCCGCGGCGUCCGAGGCGAGGACCCCUGAGAGCUACAUAUCCGCGGAGGGCGAGGGAGAGCGGGGCGAGCGCAACGGGAAGAAGGUGUGCUUCAACGUGACGGGCGACGAGCAGGAGGACUCCGGACACGACACCAUCAGCAACCGGGACUCGUACAGCGACUGCAACAGCAACAGGAACUCCAUCGCCUCCUUCACCAGCAUCUGCAGCAGCCACUGCAGCUCCUACAUUCACAGCGACGAGCUGGACUCAGGAGACGAGAUGCCCUCCAGCGUGUGGCUGUCCCACGAUAAGCAGAAGAAGCUCCACAGCUUCAUGGAGCAUCUGUUUAGCCAGGUGGACUCCAUCACCAGCUUGCUGCGAGGAGCAGUGGUGGCGCGGGCGUUCGAGCAGACCAAGUGUUUCACACCUGGAAGAGGAUUACAAGAAUUUCAUCAGGAGAUGGAGCCCAAGGUGAACUGCGCCAAGAAGUUGCGUCUCCAUGUCAAGCAGGAUCCGUGGAACCUCCCCAGCAGCGUUCAGGCCCUCACGCAGACCAUCGCUGAACACGUUGAAGAGGUGAAGACGCGGCUGCUCUCAGUCUUACUGCAGUACACAGACUCAGAGAUUCAGCUGCGCCGGGACAUGGUGUUCUGUCAGUCUCUAGUUGCAGCCGUAUGUGCUUUCUCAGAGCAUCUACUGGCCGUCCUCCAUCAGUUCCACAAAGUAGGCAGGGAUUCAUACCAGGACAGCCUGGACCCCCAGGACCUCCAGGAGGCCCAGGAGGCCAGCCGUCGUUGGCUGGAGCAAAUCGCCUCUGCCGGACUGCUUUUCUACUUUCAGUCCCUCCUUUCCCCAAAUCUGACUGAUGAGCAGGCCAUGCUGGAGGACACUCAGGUCGCCCUAAUUGAUUUGGAGAAAGUCACGUUCUACUUCCAGCAAUUUGAAGGCGAGCCGCUAGUAGCCAACAUGCCCAUCUCUUAUCAGGUGGAGGGCACGCGCCAGGCCUUAAAGGUUUAUUUCCACCUGGAGAGCUUCUAUUUCUCCCAUCUGCCUCACAGACUGAAAAAUGGAGGCGGUGUCAAAAUCUACCCCGUGCUCUUCACUCAAGCGCUGGAGAGCAUGGAGGGAUAUUACUACAGGGACAAUGUUUCAGUGGAGGAAUACCAGGCCACAAUCAACGCCGCGUCGCUGGAUAAGGUCAAAGAGUACAACAAGAGGCUGAGGGCUUUCUACCUGGAUCAGUCCAACGUGCCGCCCAGCUCUGCACCCAAAGCUGCUCUCAUAGAUAAGCUGAUGCGUCCCCUCAACGCUCUGGACGAGCUCUACCGCCUGAUGGAGGGCUUCAUCGGCUGCCAGGGCGCGUCCGGCGUGGGGCUGCUCGCCGUGGCCUCUGAGCUGUGCUCGCGUCUGGGGGCCGCGCACGUGCUCAUGUGCAACAGCGGCGUCCAUCGCUGCACCCUGAGCGUGACGCUGGAGCAAGCCAUACUGCUGGCGCGCAACCACGGCCUGCCCCCCCGCUGCAUCAUGCAGGCCACCGACGUCAUGAGGAAGCAGGGUGCAAGAGUUCAGAACUCUGCCAAGAAUCUGGGAGUGAGAGAUCGCACGCCGUCGUCGGUCCCAAGGCUGUACACGCUAUGCCAGCCUCCACCUCCCGACGGCGACCCGUAGAGCGCUGCAGCCUGGAAGCUGCUGAGCAGGGACCUGGGUGCCUCGCCUCCAUAAGGAGCCACUCACCGCUCGCCAAGAUGCUCAUCAGGACUGUUUUCACACGUUCAGAGUAGCUGCCUUACAUGUAAAUAGAGUAUGAAAAAUAGUAUUUUUAAUACCUAUAUUUUUCACUGUUGUAUGUUAUACAUAUUUUCAUUUUUUUAUUAUUCAGUGCAUCUCAAAGGAAGAUGUCGGAAAGUGUCACAACAAAUACAGAUAUGUGUGUCAUGUAUGGCGUUGAUUUAUUUAGAUGUGAAGGCUGGACAUGUUUGUUUUCAUGAGGGACAUUUAUAUGUGAUUAGAUUUACUUGCCUAUGAAACAAUAUUUCUCCAUGCUAUCAUUGUGUAGCUCUGUAUUCCCUCGUCCUCACCCAUAGUUUGUCUGCUUAUGCUCAGCUGUCAUUUGUCGCCUCUGUCAGCAUUUGAUAAGCUCACGGACGUGUGUUUUGUAAUGUCAUCCAACAUGAGGUUUUUGUGUGUGUGUGUGUGUGUGUGUGUGUGUGUGUGUGUGUGUGUGUGUCUGUGUGUGUGUCUGUGUGUCUGUGUGUGUGUCUGUGCGUGUGCGCCUGUGUGUGUGUGUGUGUCUGUGUCUGUGUGUGUGCGUGUGCGCCUGUGUGUGUGUUAUUUCUCCCUGAUUUGGAAUAAAUGUCACAUAUCCAGUGGUUUAUCAGUAUUAACGCAUGUUUUGAAAACAGAGCUAUGUGACUUUUUAUACUGAUGCUCAGGUCUAUUGUCUCUCUGUUACUUAUUGGUGGAUGUUUUCAUUGCAGAGUGGACGAUCAGCCCACUGCUAUGCAAACUGAGACGUGAUAAUAAACUGCACCAGUGAUCUUAA